Molecule: messenger RNA, 1256 nt
Organism: Gadus morhua (Atlantic cod)
Lineage: Eukaryota; Metazoa; Chordata; Actinopteri; Gadiformes; Gadidae
Gene: whr1
Product: winged helix repair factor 1
Exons: 6
Coding region: 308-1069 (253 amino acids)
Biological process (GO): positive regulation of Ras protein signal transduction
Source: RefSeq, a predicted model, not a curated record
AACUCCAUUUAACACCACAGAAGAAGAGCUUCAGUCUGUUUUGUAACUGUUUGUUUUGAACACGUUGUUUUGCUUUUAUUUAUAAUAACUAAGUUAUUUAAAAACGAAUCGACCCAAAUUACAUCAUAAAUUAACUUAUGGUCGAUCUUAAUACAUGGCUUUACAUUAUAUAAGCUACGACCUGAUGAAAAGUAGAACAUUUGUGUUUUGGCGUUAGCAAACGCUUAAGAGGGACCAGCUGAUGCUCGGGUGCUUGAUAUUGUAUUCUUGAGGCCACGUCAACGGCAUUGUACGCCAAAUUAUAGCUAUGAAUCGAAAACGAGCCCUCAUUUCGGAUACGUUUAAGGUGAAGAAAAGAAGAGUAUUUACAGAGAAGUUUGGGGCUACCAAUAAUAACGAUGGACCGAUGGACAUCAAAUCCACCCUGCUGGACCUUAUGACGCUGUUCCCUAGAAAGAUAUUCAAUGACACGUUGCCUCAAAUUGUGCUGAAGCAUCAACUUUACAGCAUACAUGACGACAAGACUAUAGUGGACAGGCAACUGAGCGAACUUCGGGAAAAGGGAGAGCUUUUGAUGUUUCAACUGGGCUUUGACUCUGAUGCAUUUGGACUUGUGUUCACUUCGGACUAUAAAGCCAAAGUUUUGGCAUCACAAGAGGGCCAAGACACAAAAGGAACGGUUGAGAGGUUCCUCGAGAGUGUGUUGCCUGCCUGUACGGAUCUGAGCUUCAACAAAGACCAGAUGCUGAAAGAGUUCCUCUUCACAGACUCUGCAAUAACGCAACUUGUGAAGUCAGGGGUCCUUACUGUGAGGGAUGCAGGCAGCUGGUGGCUCGCCAUCCCCAACUCUGGGAAAUUCACCAAGUACUUGAUACAGGGCCGUAAAGCAGUGCUCACCAUGAUAAAGAAGUCAAAGUAUAGCGAAGUAUUAAAAGAACAGCUGGAGGAAAGGCGUACCAAUGCUCAAGUGAAGUUCCAGAUGAAAUACCACAUCCAUGAUAUUGUAGGUGCAGAGUUGGUUCAAAGGAUUCCAACAACUUCAGGGACAUUGCUGCGCUUUGUUGACUGAAUAACUGGGACCAAACAUGUGGAUGAUUUCCUUUUGCCUAAAGUGAAUGCAUGUCAAAAUGAAGGCAUAUGAAUAUGUAUGAUUUUCUUUUUAUUAUUUUCAUAAAACCUUGUGGGUUUAUACAUUUUAAAAGGAACAUUAUUAGGUUUACAGAAUAGUUUGUAUUAAAGUUGACAUGUUAAGCAUU